AUGGAAGACGUACCCGACGCCGAUUUCAGGGGCGGCCGCGCCCCUCGGUGUGGCUAUGUUGUUCAAAGCAAGCGGAGGCCGCUCUCCGCGGGUCGCUCGUCCGGCGUCUCUGUUUUGGCUAUCGAGUGCAAAGUUUCGCAAGGCGACGCCGCUCUCGGCGCUGGGCUCCCCUCUGCCCGCCUCGAGAUCAACUUCCUGUUCGCCGCCGUCCUCAUCGUUUGCGCUGAAGAUCGGCGGAGACCGUUCGCGGUCUGGCGGGAAGAAGUGAAGCAGGAGGUGCUCCGCGCAGGAAAGGCAAGAGGUCCCGACUGCGAGCACGCCAGCCACGACAGCUGCGAAGAGAGUGCAGAGGAAGUGAAACACCUUGGACGGCGAGCGAGGGGGGGACGAAGCGGGACGCGCGACUGGGACAACGGGUUUGGGAUAGUGAAAGGCAUGCAUGGUCGCUGA
Molecule: messenger RNA, 450 nt
Organism: Besnoitia besnoiti
Lineage: Eukaryota; Apicomplexa; Conoidasida; Eucoccidiorida; Sarcocystidae
Exons: 1
Coding region: 1-450 (149 amino acids)
Source: RefSeq, a predicted model, not a curated record